CUCAGCCGGCCCAAGAAGAGCUGCGACAGGACUUUCAGCACCAUGCACGAACUGGUGACCCAUGUCACCAUGGAGCACGUCGGGGGUCCGGAGCAGAACAACCACAUCUGCUACUGGGACGAGUGUCCUCGGGAAGGCAAGUCCUUCAAGGCGAAAUACAAACUGGUGAACCACAUUCGGGUGCACACGGGGGAGAAGCCCUUCCCCUGCCCCUUUCCGGGCUGCGGCAAGAUCUUUGCCCGCUCCGAGAACCUCAAGAUUCACAAGCGGACGCACACAGGUGAGAAGCCCUUCAAGUGCGAGUUUGAGGGCUGCGACAGGCGCUUCGCCAACAGCAGCGACAGGAAGAAACACAUGCAUGUCCACACCUCGGACAAGCCCUACAUCUGCAAGGUGUGCGACAAAUCCUACACCCACCCCAGCUCUCUUAGGAAACACAUGAAG
Cariama cristata (Red-legged seriema) is the source of this 444-nucleotide messenger RNA. RefSeq names its product zinc finger protein ZIC 3. Gene Ontology annotation, molecular function: DNA-binding transcription factor activity, RNA polymerase II-specific; RNA polymerase II cis-regulatory region sequence-specific DNA binding. The transcript is spliced from 2 exons. Gene Ontology annotation, biological process: central nervous system development; regulation of transcription by RNA polymerase II. Gene Ontology annotation, cellular component: nucleus. NCBI's taxonomy places the organism in Eukaryota, Metazoa, Chordata, Aves, Cariamiformes, Cariamidae. The annotation marks the transcript as partial. The record is from RefSeq and is a predicted model, not a curated record.